GAAUGACGUCUGAAUUUGCGGGCCGCCGACGCAGGGRUGGGUUUCCAUUUUCACAGCGAGUUUCGGGGGGGAUCAUCAACAUGGAGCCAGAGAUGGAAGACAAAACGGUGGAACUGAUGUGCUCUGUGCCUCGCUCUCUCUGGCUGGGCUGCUCCUCGGUGGCUGAGAGUUUGUGUGCACUCAGGUGCCUGCAGAGCAUCCCCUCCACCCGGGCUCACAACCAGAAUACAUCAGGGAUGGAGUCACAGAACUUAGUGGACGAUCUGUCGCCAAAGAAGAAUACAGUUCUGAAGCUUAGUAACGGCCCUGUUGUGGGGUCUCGCAAGCGUCCAUCAGAAGGGAAUUAUGAGAAGGAGAAGGAACACUGCAUCGCCCUGUUCGACCAGUGGUCAGAGGCCGACCAGGUGGAGUUUGUUGAACGCCUGAUUUCCCGUAUGUGCCACUACCAGCACGGCCACAUCAACUCCUACCUCAAACCCAUGCUGCAGAGGGAUUUCAUCACUGCAUUGCCAGCCCAGGGCCUGGAUCACAUCGCAGAGAACAUCCUGUCUUUUCUGGAUGCACGUUCGCUGUGUGCAGCAGAGCUGGUGUGUAAAGAGUGGCAGAGGGUAAUUUCUGAGGGAAUGCUGUGGAAAAAACUAAUUGAACGUAUGGUCCGAACUGACCCUCUUUGGAAAGGCUUGUCUGAAAGGCACCAGUGGGAGAAAUAUCUGUUCAAAAAUCGCACAUCAGAAAUCCCACCCAACUCCUACUAUCACUCUCUUUAUCCUAAGAUCAUUCAAGACAUAGAGACAAUUGAGGCAAAUUGGCGAUGUGGCAGACACAACUUGCAGAGGAUUCAGUGUCGCUCAGAAAACAGUAAAGGUGUUUACUGUCUCCAGUAUGAUGAUGACAAGAUCAUCAGUGGCCUUAGGGACAACUCAAUCAAGAUCUGGGAUAAGCAGACACUGGAAUGUCUGAAGGUACUGACGGGUCACACGGGCUCAGUGUUGUGUCUCCAGUACGACGAGAGGGUCAUUGUCACUGGGUCAUCUGACUCCACUGUCAGGGUGUGGGAGGUGACGACGGGUGAGGUACUGAACACACUGAUUCACCACAACGAGGCAGUUCUUCAUCUGCGGUUUGCAAAUGGUCUGAUGGUCACCUGCUCCAAGGACCGUUCAAUUGCAGUCUGGGACAUGGCCUCGCCAACUGACAUCAGCCUACGCCGUGUCCUCGUGGGACAUCGUGCUGCUGUCAACGUGGUUGACUUUGAUGACAAAUAUAUUGUGUCCGCCUCAGGGGAUCGCACCAUCAAGGUAUGGAGCACCAGCACCUGUGAGUUUGUGCGCACUCUUAAUGGUCACAAGAGGGGAAUUGCCUGUUUACAAUAUAGAGAUCGUCUGGUAGUCAGUGGUUCAUCUGACAACACAAUACGAUUAUGGGACAUAGAGUGUGGCGCCUGUUUGCGAGUGCUGGAAGGUCACGAGGAGUUGGUGCGCUGCAUUCGCUUUGACAACAAAAGGAUUGUCAGCGGCGCCUACGACGGGAAGAUAAAAGUGUGGGACCUGCAGGCAGCACUUGACCCACGGGCCCCUGCCAGCACAUUAUGCCUGCGCACUCUAGUGGAGCACUCUGGCCGCGUAUUCCGCCUGCAGUUUGAUGAAUUUCAGAUCAUCAGCAGUUCUCAUGACGACACCAUUCUGAUCUGGGAUUUCCUGAACGUCUCACCGAACGGCCAGUCAGAGGGGCGGUCUCCUUCUCGCACCUACACUUACAUUUCUAGAUAGCAGGUGGCGCCCUCUGAGACACACUUUCUUGGAGGAAAUCCAGGGCUGAUUGGUUGAUGGGUGCAUCUGUCAUGCACAGGAAGCCCAUCUUUUCUCCUUCCUCCUUGUCAUCUCUCUGUCCAUCUCCCACUCAGUCCCCAUCCCCUCCUUCGCCCCYCCCGUUCUGAAAGACUUUAUGCUUGUGUCCAUUGCCUGCCAGUACAAUACAUACAGGUCAGCACCGAUAAGGAUCCCCCUACUACAGAACUGACUCAAUUUUCCCAGGAAGUUCACCUUCUCCUACUAAUUUAUGUUUUGUAAAGUACACUGACAGUAUUAACGUAGGCCUGAUAUAAGUCACAAGCUCCCUUUUUUCUUUUUUGUUUUAAUUUUUUGACCCCUUGAUUCAAACUUGGUCAGUUUUCAACCCCUGCCAAAAAUGUUUCCACAGAUAGGGAGUUGCUUAUAGAUAUAUAUUUAUAUAUACAUUACAUAGACAAACACAGUGGCACAGUUGGACAGAGGAUGACUAGAGCUGUGAUGCGGGAGACAGAGACUCUUUACUCGGCUCUAGGACAGAAGGGAAGGACGAGAGGUCCCGGGAUCGAAUGAGGGAAAAGUUGGGGAUAUCGUCCUCCACACUCCCUCUCACUCCUCGUCGCUCCUCCCUGCCUCCUUUUUUUAAAAAUAUUUUUUCUCCACAUCCCACUCCCUUUCCAGCUCCUCCCACUAGCUUCCCUAUCACAGCCCCUCCAGAGGUGCACACUCGCUAGGAAUACAGGGGCGCGCACACUCCAGACGUGUGUGUGUGCGUGUGUGUGUGUUUGUGUAAGUGAACAUGUGAAACUGCAGAACAGAGCAGAUGCGUCAGACAUGCAUGUGAGGUUUCCAUGGAUACAGCGUCCUGGUACACCUUUUGCUUUUUUUUCUCCUCUUUAACUUUUUCUUACUGUUUUUUUAAUAACUGUUAUUUUCUAAUUUUGAGUAUUUUGGUUCCUAGUACAAAAACAAAUCAUACUAAACAUAGUGUUUUUUUUUCCCUCCUGCUACACUUUUUUUGUCUCCUCAUUUUUUCCUCCUACUUCAACUUGUGUUCAUCUGUCCCUUUUCACUCCAUCCUUCUCUCCCAUCAUCUAAGUGCUUGCUUUGGAUAUGAGAGAAGCUGGAAUUCAAGAGCUCAAAUUUAGCUGUAAACGGAAUUGUCUUGUCAAAAAUUGUGUUGUAUAUUAAAACGAUUUUUUAAAGAAGAAAACAAACUUAUUGUGAAUAAAGUACUUGACAGUGGUGGAGUGUUGAGCCGACUGUAACAUGGGCGAGUGUCUAAUCGUCUGUGUGAAUGAGUGGAUUGUUGUUACACUGUUUGUUCAUGUGAGGUGUAGAUGUUUAAAUUUUUCUUAACCAGCAGGAUUAGGGGGUUCUGCUGUGUUGAACUUAAUAA
Molecule: messenger RNA, 3186 nt
Organism: Austrofundulus limnaeus
Lineage: Eukaryota; Metazoa; Chordata; Actinopteri; Cyprinodontiformes; Rivulidae
Gene: fbxw11a
Product: F-box and WD repeat domain containing 11a
Exons: 14
Coding region: 3-1769 (588 amino acids)
Molecular function (GO): protein dimerization activity
Source: RefSeq, a predicted model, not a curated record